Molecule: messenger RNA, 712 nt
Organism: Cucurbitaria berberidis CBS 394.84
Lineage: Eukaryota; Fungi; Ascomycota; Dothideomycetes; Pleosporales; Cucurbitariaceae
Product: V-type ATPase
Exons: 3
Coding region: 16-453 (145 amino acids)
Biological process (GO): proton transmembrane transport
Cellular component (GO): proton-transporting V-type ATPase, V0 domain
Molecular function (GO): proton-transporting ATPase activity, rotational mechanism
Source: RefSeq, a predicted model, not a curated record
CCCUUCUUCGGUGCGAUGGGCUGCACAUCGGCCAUCGUCUUCGCGUGUUUCGGCGCCGCGUACGGCACUGCCAAGGCAGGUGUUGGUGUUUCCGCCAUGGGUGUCCUCCGCCCCGACCUGAUCGUUAAGAACAUUAUUCCCGUCGUCAUGGCGGGUAUUAUUGGUAUCUACGGUCUUGUCGUGUCCGUCUUGAUCUCGAACGGCCUGAAGCAAAAUUCGUCGCUCUUCUCCAACUUCAUUCAGCUCGGUGCUGGACUCUCUGUCGGUCUGUCAGGUAUGGCCGCUGGAUUCGCCAUCGGUAUUGUCGGUGAUGCUGGUGUACGAGGAACCGCCCAGCAGCCCAGGUUGUUCGUCGGCAUGAUUCUGAUUCUCAUUUUUGCUGAAGUCUUGGGUCUGUACGGUCUUAUCGUUGCCCUACUCAUGAACUCCAAGGCCGGUGAGGAUAUAUGCUAGACGAAUCGACUUCCUACAGUUGCAGCCUGCGACAAGAACCACACUGCAACAGAUGAGCAUUGGCAUGGAUUUGGCAUGGACACAAUACCUCGCAUGACAUUACUCGAACCUACAUGGGACUCAUGGAAGAGCAUGAGCGACAUGUUGUACGUCUACCUAUGUGUAUCUUUGACAGACGAACAUCGACGCGGGGGUAUGGAGAGAAGCGGGAGAGGUUGAGGAGCAGGGGUAUAUAAUGGAAUCGGUUGACGAGCAAUUG